AUGACCGUAUUUAGUCUCGGUGACGACCAGGCUGGAGGUGGCACUGGGCCUCCAGUGCCGUCAGGCAGCGACUCGCGACUUCGGGACGCCGGUACAGCUGUGCCUUUGUGCACUUCCUCGGCGAAGCAGGAGUCGGUGAUGACGAUAGAAGCCAUGAUUGAGCAGCCAAUAACCCUUGAGAGUUGUCUAGCGAUUCUUAGGCAGCUAUCACCUAGCCAUGAGGCGAGGACGAACCGCGAGCCGCCCUCGAACGCGCCCCAGCCCCAGAGGUCGCAAAACGCUCUCAUCUGGCACGUAAAAGAACGUCAUCUUAUGGCCUGUCCCUACCUAUACUGUGGUAGGGCACCGUUUACCACGAAUCGUGGAUUGGUUCGUCACAUGCUAGAGCACGAAACCAUGUCCCCGAGGAGCCUGCCCAAGAUCCUUCCAAAGAUCUCCACCGCUAGGCAAACUAGCCAAGCACAGCACAUCGCUCAACUAGGGUCCGAUAUUCGCAUUGCUCGUAUGCAGUUAUAUUUUCUGGAAGCGGAAUCCUGCGAUUUGCUCAAUGAGGUCCUCGAGGCACGAAUGAAUGAUGUUGAGGAUUUCAAGAGGCAUUGUCGGCUUCGGCUCGCGGAAGAGACGGCCAAGAUAAAGGAGGAUAUUGUUCCUUUCCCGGUUCUUUGGGAAAGCUCCCUGCUGCCGUUUCUGUGCAAGUUUGUCACGGAAUGGUGCGGCCGCGGUCACAGCAUCGGCUUCGUGCGCGGGAGGUCAAAGGACAACAAGGAAACCCUACCCCCUCCUCGCCAAAUUUGCAUCAUGACUAGGGAAGAGUGGCUCUGGCUAGGACCCUGGUGA
Parascedosporium putredinis is the source of this 837-nucleotide messenger RNA. The record is from the annotation of a GenBank genome assembly. Lineage: Eukaryota; Fungi; Ascomycota; Sordariomycetes; Microascales; Microascaceae.